AUGUCUGGCAAAAAGAACAAGGCUAGCAGUAAGCCUUCUUCUUCUUCAGCAACACCUGCUUCCAAUAAAAAACCCAACAAUAAUGGUAAACGAGGCAUUGUCAAAAACGGAAACGCCGGUGGUAAGCGUGAUGAUGAUGAUCAACAGCCAGCCCCUCAACGUUCCAUCUUUGGCAUGUGGACGGGCAAAACACCCGUUUCUUUGCUCCACGAACAUUGUCAAAAAGCAGGUUGGGAGAAGCCUGAAUUCGACAUCAAACGACGUAAAGAUGGUUAUCUGGGCACAGUGACGCUCAGUAUGCGCAACAAAAAGACAGCUCAAAUGCAGACCGUUGCCUUUACGCCACCUGAUGAAUUACACCUACCUACAUCUAUAGAAGCUAAACAUCUGGCAGCUACUUAUGCUUUACAUAGAGUCAAGUCGCACAUGCCUCUGCACCGUGUGCUACCACCAGAGCAUAGAGAUUACUGGCGUCAAUUUGAUGCAGCAAAAACUGCGGCAAAUGCAUGGCAGUACGAUCCAGAUCCCUUCAAUGCGCAUGCACCUAUAUCAGCACCUAGACGUAAUAGACAAUUACCCACCAAAGAGCAUGCUGCUUCAGCUGUACCCAUGCCAACAGUAGCCAAAAUGGAUCAAGCGAGACAAAAGGAGCCAGAGAUGGACGAUAAAAUGCUCAAAUAUUGGCAGAGUCUCCCUUCUGUUCAGAUGGGGUCAGAAAAUCGAGAAUUAGUGGAACGAGUCGUCAAGAGAUCAAAGAUUGCCUAUCAGCCAUUGCCUAGAAAACACACCAAAGAGGAACGCAAACAGUUGGUGACUGAGUUGGUCAAUAUGGGAUUUCGAUCUGCUCAUGCUCAUGAAGCACUGGAUUAUUCAGUUGAUAAAACGAGUGCAUUGGAUUGGUUGUGUCUCCAUGUCCCUGAAGAUGAUUUGCCUGCAAAUUUCAUGCUCGCCAAUUACAAUCCCACCAUGACAACUAUAUCACACACUACACAAUCGCUAGGCAGAGAUUGGCUACUGAAGCGUAUGAGUAGUAUUGGAUAUCCCGAAAGCAUCUGUGAAGAAGCCCUGACCUUGGCCAACGAGGACGACUCAAAAGCUAUUGAAAUGCUGCAAUGGAGGUUAGCUCAUGGCGAUGAGGAAUUGCCUGUGGUAGAUCCCGAACUGAUCGACAUGGAUGAGCUCAAUCAAUCUCGACUCGACGAAAUUACAGCACUCGAAUCCAUCUACGAAGCCUCUCGAUUCCAAAAGGAAACAGACAAAGAUGGCCGCAAGGUAUACAGCAUCCCCUUCAGCGCCAAAACAGAUCCUCAGCAGAAAGUGCGUCAAAAACUGGUCUUGCAAAUCAUUAUUCCCAAAGGGUCGUAUUAUCCCUUCCAAUUACCACUGUUUGUCAUUGAAUGCGAAGGACUGCCCAGCUACAUGAAACUGGCCUUAAUCAAGGGACUGAUAGAGGAAGCCGAGAUAAAUUUUGGCAUGCCCUUCAUCUACAUGUGUGCCGAAUGGCUGCAGGAACAUUUAGAUUUUAUGAUUGCCAAUCCACCCAAAUUGCGUGACAUGUCAGAACGUCUCAGCAGCUUUGAGAUGUUAAAGGAUGCAGUGCCCAAACGAAAGGCCAACAAUCAUCAAAAACGACAUCGCAUACACGCCUUGAAGCCAGAUGCUGUUGUCUCUCAAAAGCUGAAAGAAGCCCUUGUGGCGCUGCAUGACUCACCAAAAUAUGUGUCCAUGGGGUUAGUGCGAUCCAAUCUGCCUGCGCAUGGCUUCAAGUCCACUGUUGUCAAGACCGUCUUGGGUCAUCAAGUCACCAUUGUCAGUGGUGAGACAGGUUGUGGUAAGACGACGCAAGUGCCUCAAUUCAUUAUAGACGAGGAAAUCAUGCAGGGUCGUGGAUCUACUUGCAAUAUCAUUUGUACACAACCAAGAAAGAUCUCUGCUAUUGGUGUUGCCGAACGUGUGGCCUCUGAACGCUGUGAAAAGAUUGGCCAAACUGUUGGUUAUGCUGUUCGUGGUGAGACCAAGGUGUCCUCUGACACGCGCCUUCAGUUUGUCACAACCGGUGUCUUGCUGCGUCGUUUGCAAAGUGACCCCACGCUGGACGGUGUCAGUCAUGUCAUGAUUGAUGAAGUACACGAACGAUCUGUGGACAGUGAUUUUUUGCUGAUCAUUCUGCGAGAAGUGCUCAAGAAGAGAAAGGAUUUGAAGGUGGUGCUCAUGUCUGCCACCAUCAACCAAGAGCUAUUUAGCAGCUAUUUCAAUGGUGCGCCUGCUAUCGAAAUCCCUGGCUUUACUCACCCUGUGGAAGAUUUUUAUUUGGAAGACAUUUUGGAAAUGACAUCGUAUGUAUCUCAUAUGCCCAUGGUGAAGAACCCAAAGAAGGGUGAGGAAGACGAAACAGCUAGUGGGAGUCAUCUUCCCAAGGGCGAAUGGGCACAGUGGCAAAUUCCGUACCUGGAGAAAGGAUUCAGAGAGCACACUGUGCGUACUUUGGCUCGUUAUCGCAACCAAGACAAGAUCGAUUAUGAUCUGGUAGCCAGUGCCGUCAAGUACAUUGUCGACAACGAAACUGUCAAGAUUGAAGGUGGAUCAGAGCCUGCUAUCCUUAUCUUUAUGCCUGGUGCCAUGGAAAUUAAACGCUGUGUGGAAGCCAUAGAAGACAGGCUGGGCAACCGAUCUGAAUUUGAGAUUUUGCCCCUUCAUGCCAAUCUCUCGCCUCAGGAACAAACGCGCGUCUUCAAGACGGUGCCUGCUCAUGUGCGCAAGAUUGUGGUAGCUACCAACGUGGCAGAAACAUCCAUUACGAUUGAAGGUGUCGUCUAUGUCAUUGAUUCGGGUCGCGUCAAGGAGACGCAGUUCGCAGCAGCCAACAACAUGAUGCAUUUGGUUGAAACGUGGGCAUCGCGUGCUUCAUGUAAACAACGUCGUGGUCGAGCAGGUCGUACAAGACCAGGCAAAUGCUUCAAAUUAUUUACACGUGAAACGGAUCAAAACAAAAUGCGUGCGCAACAAGUACCUGAGCUUCUGAGAACGCCCUUGGAACAACUGUGUCUCACCGUCAAGGCGAUGGGUGAACACGACGUGCGCAAGUUCCUUCAGCGAGCUAUUGAUCCGCCCUCGGUGGCUGCCAUGGAUAGCGCUAUUCGGUCACUAAGAGAGGUAGAAGCCAUUGAACUGACUGAAAGGGGAGAUUUAACUGCACUGGGUAAACACAUGGCAAACAUCCCUGCUGAUUUACGCAUUAGUAAAAUGUUGUUGUUUGGGUCUGUGUUUGGGUGUCUGGAUCCUAUCCUCACCAUUGCAUCGAUCAUGUCACUCAAGAGUCCAUUUACCUCGCCUAUGGAAAAGAGAGCGGAGGCGAGACAAGCACGAGAAAAGUUCAACUUUAGUAAAAGCGAUUGGCUGACAGAUAUGAAGGCAUAUGAAGCAUGGUACGAAAUCAUCAAGUCAAAGGGCAUGAGGGCUGCUCGCACUUUUUGCGAAGAACACUUCCUGUCGUUUGCUACAUUGAACGAAGUGCAGAAUCUUCGAAGACAGUACUUGGAUGCAUUAUCAGACAUUGGAUUCUACAAGAAAUCCAACCACGACGACUACAACCAAAAUGUGGAUAAUGUCAACCUGCUAAAGUCCAUUCUAUUUGCUGGCCUCAAUCCAAAUGUCGCCAAGAUCCGAUUACCUGAUACGAAGUACGACAAGAUUCUCAGUGGCACAGUAGAAAGGGAAAAGGAAGCCCGAGAGAUCAAAUACUACACAAAAGACGAUGGCCGAGUGUUUUUGCAUCCAUCCUCCUUACUGUUCGACAACAACAGUUACAAUUCAUCAUUUUUGACCUAUUUCUCUCGAAUGACCACCAGCAAGACAUUCAUUCGAGACGGAACGGAAGUGCCAUCUUACGGCAUUUUGCUUUUUGGCGGGAAAAUUGAUGUAGAUCAUCUUGGAAGAGGAUUGCAAGUAGGCGAAGAUGGUUGGAUCAAGUUUAAAUCCUGGGCUCGUAUUGGUGUGUUGGUGAAUCAACUCAAGCGAUUACUGCAAUUAGAGCUAGAAUUCAAGAUUGAGCAACCAGAUUUAGAUGUCUCGCACAGUGGCGUAGUCAGCGCCAUCCUAUCUCUUGUUACAAAUGAUGGCGUGUAA
Mucor velutinosus is the source of this 4125-nucleotide messenger RNA. RefSeq lists its product as uncharacterized. The record is from RefSeq and is a predicted model, not a curated record. NCBI's taxonomy places the organism in Eukaryota, Fungi, Mucoromycota, Mucoromycetes, Mucorales, Mucoraceae. Gene Ontology annotation, cellular component: intracellular anatomical structure. The transcript has 7 exons. The coding region runs from base 1 to 4125 and encodes 1374 amino acids. Gene Ontology annotation, molecular function: ATP binding; helicase activity; protein binding.